GACACAGUCACAGUCAGAGAGGAGCAGGACACAGUCACAGUCAGAGAGGAGCAGGACACAGUCACAGUCAGAGAGGAACAGGACAUGGUCACAGUCAGAGAGGAGCAGGACACAGUCACAGUCAGAGAGGGGCAGGACACAGUUAGAGAGGAGCAGGACACGGUCAGAGAGGAACAGGACACAGUCAGAGAGGAACAGGACAUGGUCACAGUCAGAGAGGAGCAGGACACAGUCACAGUCAGAGAGGGGCAGGACACAGUUAGAGAGGAGCAGGACACGGUCAGAGAGGAGCAGGACACAGUCAGAGAGGGGCAGGACACAGUCAGAGAGGGGAAGGACACAGUCAGAGAGGAGCAGGACACAGUCAGAGAGGGGCAGGACACAGUCACAGUCAGAGAGGGGCAGGACACAGUCACAGUCAGAGAGGGGCAGGACACGGUCAGAGAGGAGCAGGACACAGUCAGAGAGGAGCAGGACACAGUCAAAGAGGAGCAGGACACAGUCCCAGUCAGAAAGGAUAGGACACAGUCCCAGUCAGAGAGGGGCAGGACACAGUCACAGUCAGAGAGGAGCAGGACACAGUCAAAGAGGAGCAGGACACAGUCCCAGUCAGAAAGGAUAGGACACAGUCCCAGUCAGAGAGGGGCAGGACACAUUCCCAGUCAUAGAGGGGCAGGACACAGUCACAGUCAGAGAGGGGCAGGACACAGUCAGAGAGGGGCAGGACACAGUCACAGUCAGAGAGGGGCAGGACACAGUCAGAGAGGAGCAGGACACAGUCACAGUCAGAGAGGGGCAGGACACAGUCACAGUCAGAGAGGAGCAGGACACAUUCACAGUCAGAGAGGAGCAGGACACAGUCACAGUCAGAGAGGAAGGACACAGUCACAGUCAGAGAGAGGAAGGACACAGUCAGAGAGGGGCAGGACAUAGUCAGAGAGGAGCAGGACACAGUCAGAGAGGGGCAGGACACAGUCACAGUCAGAGAGGAGCAGGACACAGUCACAGAGGGGCAGGACAUAGUCAGAGAGGAGCAGGACACAGUCAGAGAGGGGCAGGACACAGUCACAGUCAGAGAGGGGAAGGACACAGUCAGAGAGGGGCAGGACACAGUCAGAGAGGGGCAUGACACAGUCAGAGAGGGGAAGGACACAGUCAGAGAGGGGCAGGACACAGUCAGAGAGGGGCAGGACACAGUCAGAGAGGGGCAGGACACAGUCAGAGAGGAGCAGGACAAGCAUACUGUACAACUCUGUACUGAGUUGAGUUGUUGA
Molecule: messenger RNA, 1274 nt
Organism: Coregonus sp. 'balchen'
Lineage: Eukaryota; Metazoa; Chordata; Actinopteri; Salmoniformes; Salmonidae
Source: the annotation of a GenBank genome assembly